Molecule: messenger RNA, 2448 nt
Organism: Dicentrarchus labrax (European seabass)
Lineage: Eukaryota; Metazoa; Chordata; Actinopteri; Moronidae
Gene: dph2
Product: diphthamide biosynthesis 2
Exons: 7
Coding region: 154-1632 (492 amino acids)
Biological process (GO): protein histidyl modification to diphthamide
Molecular function (GO): 2-(3-amino-3-carboxypropyl)histidine synthase activity
Source: RefSeq, a predicted model, not a curated record
CAAUUAAACCCAAAGAAGAAGAGUAGUGGUCAGCGGUACUGUACUAAAGUGUGCUGUACCGCUUACACGUGUGUAACUGUCAGAGGAGCGAUUAUCCGCCAACAACUUGUCCCAUGACACUGAACCGCACUGUUGAGUGUUUCCUAUGCAGCCAUGGCUGAUGCAUUCAGCAGCAGCUCGGAAACGGUAAUUCAGCGUGUGGUGGAAGUAUCAGUGAAGACAAACACCCCUCUGGACAAACUGGAAGAGUUGUAUCAGAUUAAGAGCACCUGCGACUUCAUCAGUGAGCGUCAUUUUGAAAAGGUUGCUCUGCAGUUUCCUGAUGAGCUGCUGGUGGAUUCAGUGGCAGUAGCAGUGGCGAUUGAGAGAAACUGUAAUGCCAAGACAUAUAUUCUGGGAGACACAUCCUAUGGAAGUUGCUGUGUGGAUGAGGUAGCUGCAGAGCAUGUCGGAGCCGACUGCAUUGUGCACUAUGGCAGCGCUUGCCUCAGCCCGUCUAAAAGGCUGCCCCUGAUGUACGUCUUUGAGAGAAGGCCGGUGGAUCUUGAGAAGUGCGCUUCUGCCUUCAGAGAACUCUACCCUGACACGCAGAGUCACAUCAUCCUCCUCUAUGAUGUCAGCUACGUUCACGCCAUGAAUGAUCUUCUGACACUCCUUUCGCCAGAGUAUCCUAACCUCGUCAUCUCAGAACUUGUUGUCGAGGGGGAGCAGUGUUACAGUCAUGGCUGGAUUAAAAGACAACAUGAUGACACCUGUCUGUCAGAGCAAGACAAAAACCAGGUUAUCUGUCAGUUUGGGAGGCAGUUCGCAUUGAAAAGCGGUUCAAGCAUCAUGGAUUACAGUAUGUUCUACGUAGGCCAAGAGGGAGCAACCCUGAGAAACUUCAUGAUGACUUGGAAUCGCUGCUCGUUUUGUUCUUUUGACCCCAUAACAAUGAUUGGGAGAACUGAGUCAGUGAGUAUCAACCGUGCACUGAUGAAGCGAUAUUAUGCCAUAGAAAGGGCCAAAGAUGCCAAUGUGGUUGGCAUCCUGGUCGGCACGCUCGGGAUGGCUGACUACCUCACCAUCAUCCAGCAGUUGAAGGAGACCAUCCGCAGAGCUGGAAAGAAGAGCUAUAUGUUCGCCAUGGGGAAACUGAACGUGCCCAAACUAGCAAACUUUCUUGAAAUUGACAUUUUUGUGUUAAUUGCGUGUCCCGAGAACUCGCUGCUGGACUCAAGUGAGUUCUAUAAACCCGUGGUAACGCCGUUUGAGAUGGAGGUGGCCUGCAACAAGAAGAGGGAGUGGUCAGAGGAAUAUGUCACAGACUUUCGACAUCUCCUUCCAGGUGGACAGAGUCAUGUGCCUUUGGCUGAUCAGCAGCAGGAGGACGAUGACACCGACGUGUCUUUAAUAACAGGAGCUCUGAGAAGCCAGAAUCUGUUGAUCAGUGAGCCGGCAGAGUCCUCAUGUGGCUCUUCUGUGGUCCUCAGGAAUCAGACGCUGACUGUAGCUAACUCAGCUGCAUCUUUCCUGGCAGAACGAAGCUGGCGUGGCUUAGAGCAGAAGUUGGGAGAGACGCCUGUGGUAAAGGCAGGAAAGGGCAGGAGAGGCAUAGCUAUUGCCUAUGAAGAGGAAGGAACGUCUUCAUGAUAAUUUACCAGUAAUUCACAGGACUCCAAUAGAGUAUUUUAUCAUGUCUGCCUUCAGUUACAGGUAUUAAAAGUAUAUUGCUUGUAUUUGCUAAAAUCACAGAAUAUUACCAAUCAUUUUGUCCAAACAUUACAACUUGUCCACUUUUACAAUCAUAUUGGUAAAGAAUAUAUGGGCCCUGAUUAUUCACAUUUAAUUGAUUAUAAAAUGGUUUAGGUAGUGGAUACCUGACCACUUCUCUGCUUUGGUCACUUCAUUGUAUUACUGGCUUUAGUAUCUUUUCUUUUACUGGUCAUUGACAGGAACUUCUUCCACAAAGGAUGCAGGAAAUAUACCAGUAUUCCCAUUGCAUUGCCCCUCCAACCAAUCCUGGUUAACUAAAGAAGAAGAAAUUAUGAAUUAGAAUCAUAUUUCCUGGACAAAUCACAAUAAUUUAAAUAUUUGUGAUACACUAUAUGACUAAAAUAAGAGUUUCUCACCUCUAGAGAGGAAUCUGAUUGUAUCUCCUUGCUGAAAAUUGAGAUCCUCUGGAUUUGAUGACUCAUAAGAAUGAAGUGCCACGAAGUGAAUCUCAUCCGCUGGCUUUCCAUCAGUUUGCUAAAAACACAAAACGCACACAAUCAUUUUCUGCUCAACUCCUUUGAGUGUCCUUGAAAUCAUCUGUCUGUUGUGUAGUGGUGUACUACAGUUGCUACGCUCGACUGCAGGGCCACCAUGAUCAAGGAUCAUCAUGAAACACAUCUGUAUGACUGUUUGAUGAAGACACUGAAGUGUCGAAAUGUUAGUCUGUUUGUAUAAUUAAAGACUGAAAAUCAA